Messenger RNA from Klebsormidium nitens, 2109 nucleotides. Lineage: Eukaryota; Viridiplantae; Streptophyta; Klebsormidiophyceae; Klebsormidiales; Klebsormidiaceae. The record is from the annotation of a GenBank genome assembly.
GGACUUGAGGAAGCACUGGUGAACGUCCUAGGUACUCAACCCCUUUGAUUUGCUUACACUACACUUGUCAUAGACUCUUGCACGUCUGCUUCCUGUAACCUUGAAGUUGUAAGGGUUCCGUUUCUCGCUGGCUCUGUCUCUCGCCGGGUGGUUCUUCGUCCACUCGAUUACACUUCUUGCUUGACAUUGUUUUACUUUGCGUUGGCUUGACUUUUUGAUAUCGAAUUGUUGUUGUUAUUGUUUUAGUAGGUCGAUGACAGAGUGGCUGCGGUGCCGGCAAUGAGCACACCACCACCAUGAAGUGGGCGCCUUUCCGGUGGGCGUCGGCAGCCCUCCUUUUGGUCCCCUUAGCCACGCUUCUCGUGUUCACCCUCCAACCCCCCCCGCCCAUAACCCAUUUUGGGGAUGGUGGGCUCCUGGGGGGCCCACCCUCCUCGGAAGAUGUCCCGCGGUUCAACUUGAACAUGUCCCACUUCGGGGGAGGGGGCACCGCUGACUUGUUAGCCCAGGCGGUGGUAUUGUCGGAAGAGAUGCAGCGCUCGGGGCGGCGGUUGAGGGCACAACUAGCGCGGGAGGAAAAGAAGCUGGCGGCGGGGGCGCUGCAGAAACUAGAUAUGGGCGCUUUGGCGGGGGUGAACCAGGGGGAGCAACGAGGCGUGGUCCCGAUUGUGUACGUAGCGACGGAGCUGUCGCCGCUGCUGGUUGCCUGCGUCCGGACAACGCGCAUGUACGAUCCGACGGUGCCAAUCAUCGUAGUGGCUAGCCUGGGGCUCCAGGCGCCAAUGAAAGAGUUGACCGAAGUUCUGCAGUUGCCGCAUGUGCAACUGAAGUUGCUCGAGGACUAUGUGGGGGAGGGCAGCGGGUCGCACGCCUUCUCGCAAAAGUACAUCCAUCACAGCGUGAAUGGCGUGAUGUACGAACAGUUUUGCUUCCAGCGAUUCUUUGUGUUGAGGGACGUGGCGAUUCAGGAAGGUUUCGCCCGGGUUUUCCACGUGGACCACGACUUGGUUAUCUUCGAUAACCACCGAGUGUUUGUGGAACCCUGGGACGUCGAUUUCAUUGGGCUGGAUCUGAUUUCCACGCACUUUUCGGUGUGGAAGCUGCCCGUUUUGGAGCGCUUCUGCGACUACAUGCUCGACUUUUACGCGCGACCAGUAGUGCAAGUGGACGCCGGUAUCCACCGGUUCGGAUACGCUAUGAACGCGACGUUCUACACGUUUAGCGACAUGUUCAUCCUCAAAGCUUUUUUCAUCGAGUCUCAAGAGGCGGGGCGGCCCGUCACUUACCACCUGCUUUUACGCGAUGAACACGGGGUGCUCAAGGAGGGAGCCACACCCUACCUUGCUAUAGAGCAGCUCGACCGGAUCACGGGAUGGCGGUGUCGUUACCGAGAUUGGGAAGCUGCAGUGGAGUGGCGCGCUUUGAGUAAGGAGAGCAAUCUGCCGGUGCCGUAUGUCAAUGGCACGUACCUGAAGGGAAUUCAAUUUCAAGGCAACAUGUGCAAAAAAAUAGCCUUGCAGGUGUUGAGCCGGGUUCUUGCUGAGAGCUAGCUAUGCUUAUAUUGAGUUGUGCCAUGUGCUGUUGUUGACUUAGCGUUGACUUAGAGUGGGGAUGAGACGGCUGGAAUUUCCUCCACCAACGGCAGUAGCUAGAAUUGAGGCUAGCUUACCUUAUUAUGACUCACGUUCGGAAAGAGCCUUUUUAUAGAGGGGACCAUUUGUUGCGAUGAAGCCGCAAUCGACUCGAAAUCUGCGGCGUAGCGCGCGGCACAUUCGUUACACGCGGAGCACUGCGUGGAUCCCGACAGCAAACAGUCUUGAAUUGUAAAGGGAUGACGUUGAGGCACUUUCGAGCUGAGUAUAGGAGCCUCGAAAGUGGCUGGAGUUGAGGUGCGGGCUGAAAAAUGGAUUCAUAGCGAUUUCCAUCAGGCCGACUGUGAACUUUGAAGAAUGACUAGAUUCGUAAUUGGCUAAAUAAAUUCAGAAAAUGACAAUUUGAGUUGAACAAUUGGAUUGUGAGAUCAAGAUUCUAGCCUUAUAAGGCCGUCCUCGGCGACAUAGGCCAAACACUUUUUAAGUUUGACCGUAAGUUUACUUCCAUAUGCUGCCU